GUGAUAAAAAAUAAUGUAUAAAUAUCAUUACUAGAACUUCUGUAGCUACAGUAAAUUUGAAUCGCGCACAAGAUGAAGCUGUCAGUAGGUUUGAUCUUGGCGGUUUGCCUUUCUUCGUCACUAGCUCACGUUUUUACAGACAUUCCAGUAAGCUGGUCUGUAGAUACUGACACAUUACCAGAAGUUUUACCAAGACACUUAAAAGAUUUCUCUAACUCAGAAAUCGAAAGAGUUGUGUUUUCCAGUUAUGAAAAUCUAUUGAAAGUUACAAGUGAGUUCAAUGGAAACUCUUACAACACCACAGUUCCAUUCGCAUAUGUUAUGAAUGAAUUUGGUGUUCCGAGAUGGCGUUCUGUUAUCCCUGAAUCCACUAUGGAAUUUACAAACAGUGUAGUUAGAGGAUUAAAAAAUUGUUAUAAAUGUCAUACCACUUUUGAAUGGCUCCACGACGAGGUUAACCACAUAAUGGAAUGGAGUGAUGUACACGUUAAGGGAAACUACUUUUUUGUUAACUCAACCUUUUUUGACCAAGGAAAAUAUCAUAUUCAGUUUGAAAAAUUAAGAUAUAAUGUUAACACUUCAUUGAUCAAUCACACCGCAUUUUACUCAACAACCCAUUUCCCAAAAAGUGGUUUGACAUACAGUAACAUUAAAGCAUCUUUUUCAGGACAAAUUUGGGAUUUAAUGAGCGUAAAUGAUAAUACUUACCAUACCGAAAGCGUCAGAACUUUUAUUGACGACAUAUUGCUCGAACACAUUGUUCAACGUGUAGGAACGUCAAUGCAAAAUAACAUCACCGCUGCAAUUUACCAAGUUUCCCGACCAUACAGCUUAUACAAUCAUAUUGCCGGAUCUAACUUUUAUACGAAUUUCGAAGGUAAACUCCCAUCUGACGUCUCAUACAAAGUUACCAAAGUAACUACCGACAAAUUCAGUCGCGUUUUCAAGCGACUUGACAAAAUUACCGUCAACAUGGAGAAAAAUCAAGUAAUCGCUCAAUUACACUUUGUCAUCCACAAGUUGGUUGGACAUUUCGAUAUGCUUGUAGAAGAAGUCAAACCAUACAGUGGAAAAGUUAAUUUCGCCAUUGAACGUUUAGACUUCAUGACCGAAUUCAACUUGCUUAACGGAGAUGAAUGCACGACAGUCGUUACUCCAACUAAACCUGUAAUCACUACUCCUGAAAUAAGUUUAUCUGAAGAUGCUAUAGAAAUUUUGUCAGAUAGCUUAGCUCGUAUGUUGAAUACCCAAUUCGCAAAACCGACUAAUACCAUUUGUAAUGCUUUACGCGAAAUGCACAGUCAAAGUCAUCAUCAAAAAACAAACUUGUAAACCACAAGUGAUAAUAUUUAAAAAAUCACACUAUGUUUCAAUUAAGAUUAUACAUUUCCUACAGAAUUUUUUUUCCAAUUAAUAUAAGUGUGCACGUUUUUAUACGAAAAACAUAAAAAUAACAUACAGUUAUCUCAUUAAAAGUUAACUUUUUAUACUCAAAAAAAAUUGUUGUUUUUUUUUAUUAUAGUAAUAAUAUUUUGUGAAUAAUAAAAUCCCAAAAUAACGAUUUAACUAUAUUAUUACACUCAUGAAAAUAAAUUAUUAAGAACAGCAAGUAUUUAAGCAUUUUAAUUAUCAGUAGUUAUGUGAUUUUGAUAACACGCACAAAAGUCAUAACCAUGGCAAUUAAGUUUAUAUACUUUAUUGUCAUUAAAUUAUCAUUGAAUUUGCGUU
Molecule: messenger RNA, 1728 nt
Organism: Daktulosphaira vitifoliae (grape phylloxera)
Lineage: Eukaryota; Metazoa; Arthropoda; Insecta; Hemiptera; Phylloxeridae
Exons: 4
Coding region: 73-1332 (419 amino acids)
Source: RefSeq, a predicted model, not a curated record